ACUAUACUGUUUGGCGGCAAAGUCGUGCCUUGUUCCUAGUGCGCGGUGUUUUCAGAUUAUUGUGCCAGUCGGUUUUAAGUUCUUGUUUUAUUUAAAGCUCCACCGACUGAGGAAGAUAUCUUAAAAGUUUUAAACGAAUAUUUGCUUGUUUCGCCAUCAUGAGAGGUCCUCAUUCCAAAGGCUCCCAAUCAUCAACAGCAGAUUCUCCACGUAGUGCAAGAGGUUCUCCCCGUAGUGUAAGAGGUUCUCCUCGUAAUGCCAGAGGCUCUCCUCGUAGUGCAAGAGGUUCUCGCUCAUCAGCAGUUGAUUCUCCACGUAGUAGCAGAAAUUCACGUGUGGGAGCCGGAGCUACAUCUCCAGGUGGAAGACGAAGUAGGUCUAAUGGUGCCCCUGACAGUUCAGAAUUAAUGCCUCUUCCAUCUUCUCCUCCUGAACUACCAAUAUGCCCCUUUUCACCAGCUGAUAGGAGUCGGAAUGUAUUCAGUGAAUUAGACUUAAGUUCACCUUUAAAUUAUGGUACACCUAGCUCUCAUGGUACAGCUCGGUCUGUUGGUCGUGGAACACCUAUCCGACAACGCCAUGAUAUUAGAAAUGAAAGAAGAAUGAGGCAGGUCAACCUUGGAAGUGAUGAGCCUGAGCCAGCUGCUGUCACAGAGCCAACUGCUAUGUCUAGUGAAUCACAUACGGGACCUCAGUUGGUUAUAUGGGGCACAGAUGUUGUCGUCAGCCAGUGCAAGGACAAGUUCAGACAGUUUAUUUCUGAAUAUGUUGACAUGAACAUAGAAGUAGAUGAGAUGAUGGAGAAUAUUGAUUUAGAUCGUCCUUAUUACAUGCAAAAGUUAGAAGAGAUAAACACCUUAGAAGAACCAUUUCUGAAUGUGAACUGUGCCCACCUCAACAGUUUUGAUGCAGAAUUAUAUCGUCAGCUCAUACAAUAUCCUCAAGAAGUGAUUCCCACUUUAGAUAUGGCUGUUAAUGAGUUAUAUUUCGAACUGUAUCCGGAAAGCCAGUUACCUCAUCAAAUCCAAGUUCGUCCAUUUAAUGCCGAAAAGACAAAGAAUUUAAGAAAUCUGGGACCAGAAGAUAUUGAUCAGCUAGUCACUAUAAGUGGUAUGGUAAUCAGGACGUCAAAUCUUAUUCCUGAGAUGCGAGAAGCAUUUUUUACAUGUAGUCUGUGCCAUGAAACAACUGCUGUUGAAUUAGAUCGUGGACGUAUAGCUGAGCCAACAGUAUGUACAAAUUGCAAUACAGGAUAUUCCUUCAGUUUGAGUCAUAAUCGUUCACAGUUCACAGAUAAGCAAAUGAUUAAAUUGCAAGAAUCACCAGAUGAUAUGCCACCUGGUCAAACUCCUCAUACUGUUAUAUUGUACGCUCAUAAUGAUCUGGUAGAUUCUGUACAACCCGGUGAUAGAAUAACAGUAACUGGUAUUUAUCGAGCUAUGGCUGCCCGAAUAAAUCCAAGACAGAGAAAUUUGAAAGCAGUAUACAGAACACAUGUUGAUGUGGUUCAUUUUCGUAAAGUUGAUACCAAAAGACUGUAUGAAGAUAUUGAAGAAGGGGUAGAUAUUCGCUAUACACCUGAAAGAAUAGAAAAGCUGAAGGAGCUGUCAAAGUUACCAGACAUAUAUGAACGGCUUGCAAGAGCUUUAGCUCCAAGCAUAUAUGAAAAUGAAGAUAUUAAAAAGGGCAUAUUGCUGCAACUUUUUGGAGGUACAAAAAAGGACUUUACAAAUAAAGGAAAGGGAAAGUUCAGAGCUGAAAUAAAUAUAUUACUUUGUGGUGACCCUGGAACCAGUAAAUCGCAGUUGCUACAAUAUGUAUAUAAUCUUGUACCUCGUGGGCAGUAUACAUCUGGAAAAGGAUCGAGUGCUGUAGGAUUGACUGCAUACGUUACUCGCGAUCCUGAAACACGGCAGCUUGUGUUGCAAACAGGAGCUUUGGUUUUGAGUGACAAUGGAAUUUGUUGUAUUGAUGAAUUUGAUAAAAUGAGUGACAGUACUCGAUCAAUUCUGCAUGAAGUAAUGGAGCAGCAAACACUAUCAAUUGCCAAAGCUGGUAUCAUAUGUCAGCUCAAUGCUCGCACAUCAAUUUUAGCUGCAGCAAACCCAGUGGAAUCACAAUGGAAUAAAAAUAAAACAAUUAUAGAAAAUAUACAGUUGCCUCAUACAUUACUUUCCAGGUUUGAUCUUAUAUUUUUGAUCCUGGAUCCACAAGAUGAAGUAUACGAUCGAAGAUUAGCUCGUCAUUUAGUGUCUUUGUAUUAUAGAAGUCCUGAUGAAGAACAAGAAGAACUUCUGGACCUGAGCCUUUUAAAAGACUACAUUGCAUAUGCUCGUACUUAUAUUCAUCCCAAGCUGAGUGAGGAAGCCUCUCAGGCAUUAAUACAUGCUUACGUGGAAAUGCGUAAAAUUGGUGCAGGACGUGGGCAAGUAUCUGCUUAUCCCAGACAAUUGGAAUCAUUGAUACGUCUUGCUGAAGCACAUGCUAAAGUACGCUUUUCCAGUGUUGUUGAUUUAGUUGAUGUUGAAGAAGCUAAAAGAUUGCACCGAGAAGCUUUGAAACAAUCUGCAACUGAUCCAUCCUCGGGAAAAAUUGACAUAUCCAUCCUAACCACUGGAAUGAGUAGUACUGCUCGCAGGCGUAGAAUACAAAUUGGUCAGAAUCUCAGAAAAAUGUUGCAAACUAAAGGCAAAACUACUAAAACAUUUAACUAUGCCAAAGUAUUUGAAGAAUUGAAAACUCAGUCUGAUAUCAUGAUUACCAGGGAUAUGUUUGAAGAAGUGCUUAAAGAUCUUCAAGAUGAUGAAUUUAUAGUUGUUACUGGAAAGAGUACUAUUCGACUGUGCACAUAAAUUGAAAAAUGACUAUCAAGCUCUGUAACCUAAACCUGUUAAAAAGAUAUUUAGUUCUGUAUACAUUUAAUUCUUUUUCUUUAGUUGUCAUAAUUCUGUGAAAUAUGUAUAUUAUGUGUUUUUUAAAGCAAAAAAUAAACUACUUGUAAAUGA
This is a messenger RNA of Stegodyphus dumicola, 3005 nucleotides long. RefSeq names its product disc proliferation abnormal (gene dpa). The record is from RefSeq and is a predicted model, not a curated record. NCBI's taxonomy places the organism in Eukaryota, Metazoa, Arthropoda, Arachnida, Araneae, Eresidae. Gene Ontology annotation, molecular function: single-stranded DNA binding; ATP hydrolysis activity; single-stranded DNA helicase activity. Gene Ontology annotation, biological process: double-strand break repair via break-induced replication; mitotic DNA replication initiation; DNA replication. Gene Ontology annotation, cellular component: MCM complex; nucleus.